AUGGUACCAGAACAAGGCGCCGGCGGCCCUCUGGAGAGGACUAGACGAAACCUCUCCACAUCGGCUCCUUGCCCCAGCUCAGAUGGUGGUGAUUCGGUACCCGAGGCUGAUGUUCAGAUGCAGCAGCCUGAUCAGGAGGAAGAGAAAUCUGCUGCUCAAUCACAACCUUCCCAAGAAUCACCUCGCAGGUGCGAUUCCGCGCCUCGGGCAACCUCACCCACCACAGCCCUCACCCCAAGCCAAGCCGACUCUCGCACCUCGACGCCUCAACCCGAGUCCGCAAAGUCUCACAGGCGAUCUAGCCGCUCGUCCGUCAGCUCUGCGACUUCUACAUACCCGAUAGAGCCCCCGGUCACUCGUGCUACCCUGAGCGAGCUGGACGUGACCAAAAUCAUCCACAACCCCAAGCUCCGUCACGACAUCAACUUCGACCCCGAACUGCACUUUAGACCGAAUCUAGAUGGCGAAAAGGGCCGCAAGAAACAGGACCGCGCAAACCAGUUUUGGCGCUCCCUUAAGAAAGAGCUGGCCAUGUUCGUAGCCGACCGGCCCGCUUUCUACACCAAGUAUGGCCAUGGUGAUGACUGGACUCUGCCGACCCUGCUCAAGGCCGUCAAGGACAUUAUUCAGACUCUUGUCCCUCAACGUGAUCGCCACUUCCUCGACGAGGGUCUCAAUGUUGACCUGCUCAUGCAGCAGUUUCACAAGGGCAUCGCCGAUCUCGAGAAGCUCGCCCAAUGGCUUUCUCAGGUCCUCAAAUCUCACUGCGCCCCUAUGCGAGACGACUGGGUUGAUGCCAUGUACAAGCAGCUCAGCAACGGCAACAAAAACGGCGACAUUGAUGAACUUGUCAACGGCAUGCGCAGUCUGCUUAGUGUUCUUGAGGCUAUGAAACUCGAUGUCGCCAACCACCAGAUCCGCUGCCUCCGCCCCGUCCUUAUCGAAGACACUAUUCACUUUGAGCAAAAAUUCUUCUUCAAAAAGAUCUCCUCACGCAAGAUGGACAUAGCCUCUUCCAAGGACUGGUACAAGAACGCCAACGCUGCUUGUGCCGCGUCUAUGGCCAGCUCGACCUCGAACUCUGGCGAUAGUGGAGUCUUCUUCCACGCCCUUGCUCGUCUCGUCUUGCCAUCGUGCCCCGACAAGCGCCUGCCUAACACCUUUCUCUUCGACGAGGAGCGCAUCCUCAAGUUGCGCUCCGACAUGCUCGACGCAAUAAACCUCGAGGUCUGCAUGAAGAUGUACGAGGACCUCGAGCGCAUCGGACGCUACAGCGCCACGGGUCUCUUCGAAGGCAUGGGCCUCGGCGGGGACAGCACACGUCGCCCUCCCACGCACAGCUCCGAAUUCAACUUCAACACGCCCCUCGAGACCUCCCGACCCGCCAGCCUCAACUUCAGCACCUCUGGCUCUGAGGCGGCUUCAUCCGCUCGCUCGUCUCUCAACCUUCCUACCUACGUCGCUCCCGAGAAUAACGACGUCAAGAACAAGACGCGUGACCUCUACAACUCUCUCGUGGCUCUGCUCCAGUCUGCCACUCCCGGUCUGCGCCAAACUGCUCGUUGGAAGUCAAUCUCGUCCUCGAUUGCCCUGCAAAUAUUCCGCUACACCAAAGCUCCCAUCAGCAUGCUGGCCACCUUUGAGGAGAAGCUCGCUACCAAUGUUUGCGACAUGGACUCAGCUAUCUACAAGGAGGUGGAAAAGUCUUUCCAUAUCCGCCUCUUGGCCGAACUUACCGCACGUGUUCGCGAAUACCGCCCUCUCUCUGGCGUCUGCCUCUUCUCGGCUGCCACCACUGCCCGAACCCAGUCUCGCGACCACGACCAGGACGCCGGUGUGGUGGAGGAUAUUGCUGUUCGUCUGGCACACCUCGGCGUUCUACACUGGCGUGUCUGGGCUCAGAUGGCGUACGUGGAUGAGGAGGAUUAUAUGGUCGUCGACUCGGAAAACUAA
Messenger RNA from Cordyceps fumosorosea ARSEF 2679, 1953 nucleotides. Its product is annotated as T-complex 11. Lineage: Eukaryota; Fungi; Ascomycota; Sordariomycetes; Hypocreales; Cordycipitaceae. Bases 1 to 1953 code for a protein of 650 amino acids. The transcript has a single exon. The record is from RefSeq and is a predicted model, not a curated record.